GAUUAAUUCGAGCGUCAGUUUGUAUUAGUCGUCCGAAUUCCAAGUAGCAGAGCGAAAACACCCAAAAUGUCUGACAAAAUACCGACAAUUCAGGCUCUUGAGAAGCCAGAGAAGCUUGAGAAUAUCCUGCGUCAGGACAGAGGAGAUGAUUGUUUGCCUUGCAAAGUCGUUGGAAGCGGCGCAUUCUUUGGCCUUGGAGCUUACAGCUACUUUUCCGGAAUGUCACAGCUUGAUAAGCAAAAGGAUUUGAUCCUACGGAGCAAAUCGCCAUUCGGUAUGAGAAGUCGCAAGUUUGGAAUCACAUCUAUUUCGCUUGCUCUGGUGUGGAUGGGGCUCUGGCGAGCUUUCAAGUAAUCAAGGAUAUACAUACGAAUCAUGCAGCGAACUCAUCUCAAUUCCAACACGUAUCCCCUUGUAUAAUAGCUCCCGGUGCGGCUCCCUACAAGCCGGCUCUAGCUUUCCUA
This is a messenger RNA of Fusarium oxysporum Fo47, 464 nucleotides long. RefSeq lists its product as uncharacterized. Bases 67 to 354 code for a protein of 95 amino acids. NCBI's taxonomy places the organism in Eukaryota, Fungi, Ascomycota, Sordariomycetes, Hypocreales, Nectriaceae. The transcript has 2 exons. The record is from RefSeq and is a predicted model, not a curated record.